This is a messenger RNA of Chrysochloris asiatica (Cape golden mole), 1158 nucleotides long. RefSeq names its product Kruppel-like factor 17 (gene KLF17). The transcript has 3 exons. Gene Ontology annotation, molecular function: DNA-binding transcription factor activity, RNA polymerase II-specific; RNA polymerase II cis-regulatory region sequence-specific DNA binding. NCBI's taxonomy places the organism in Eukaryota, Metazoa, Chordata, Mammalia, Afrosoricida, Chrysochloridae. Gene Ontology annotation, biological process: regulation of transcription by RNA polymerase II. The coding region runs from base 1 to 1158 and encodes 385 amino acids. The record is from RefSeq and is a predicted model, not a curated record.
AUGGAGCAGGAGGCCAAGAAACUGAGUCAGUGGCAGAAAGCGAUGCAGGACCAGCCCGAGGUGGUUACCAAUCAGUCAAUGUCCCUAUCUCCUGGAAGCAGUGGAAUGUACAAUUCUUGGAACCAUGGCCCACCAGGCAUUCAACACUUUCCACAGAGCACAGAACGGACGAGAACCCCUUUGGUGUCUACUGAGGGACCCAGGCAGAAUGCGGGUGAAGCGAGGUCACAGUUCAAUAUGUCAAUGCCUGAGCAUAGUGUGAACUACCGUCCCCAAGAAGCUCUUAUGCUUUCCCAGAUGAUUUACUAUCAGGGAGUAUCUUUCUCCCAGUCAGAAUCGAUGGCUUCGAGUGGUUCCCAGAUGAUGCCCUCAGGAGAGCCUAAUGUUCCAAGGGUUCCCUUGACCUUCAGUGGCAAUCCAAGGAUGCCCUUCAAUAGGCCACCAGUCUCUACUCCCAAUGCAAACCCAAUGUCCAACAUUAGGGCUCCAUCAAUACCUUAUUCUGGACCCCCAACUAUACCUUCUAACACAGCUUCUUUAACCAAUACAAUGUUACUGGCCCCAAGUAUAUCUUCUACUGGGACCCAGACAAAGUACCCCUCUUUGACUGAGAUGUUGCCCCCCGGCAAUCCCCUAAGUCUUGGGAUGUGCCCAUCUGUAUCUUCACCAUUGCUGGAUUUAGGAUCCCAGGGCUCUCUUAUGAACCAUCCAGAUACUCAGGAAGACCCCUUCCUGCCUGAACAGCCUCUACCUGCUCCACAGAGGCCAGAACAGGAUUCCAGGUCCCAGGAAGAAGUACCCAGGGGGAGACCCCCAGUUUUAAGGCCCUACAUCUGCCAUUUUGAAAACUGUGGAAAAACUUAUACCAAGCGUUCCCAUCUUGUGAGUCACCAGCGGAAACACACAGGUGAAAGACCCUAUAGUUGCAAUUGGGAAGGAUGUCACUGGACCUUUGCCCGUUCUGAUGAGCUUGGACGACAUAUGCGGAUCCAUACCAGAUAUCGACCACAUAAAUGUGUCCAGUGUGGCCGACAGUUCAUGAGAUCAGACCAUCUCAAACAACACCAAAGGACUCAUAUACGGUUACCUGAAUCCCCAGAGCCACAGACCAACAAUGAGCAGAUGGAGAUGGAUGGUUCUCCUGUGCCUAAUCUUUAG